Rhopilema esculentum is the source of this 917-nucleotide messenger RNA. Its product is annotated as sterile alpha motif domain-containing protein 15. The record is from RefSeq and is a predicted model, not a curated record. NCBI's taxonomy places the organism in Eukaryota, Metazoa, Cnidaria, Scyphozoa, Rhizostomeae, Rhizostomatidae. Gene Ontology annotation, molecular function: protein binding.
CAACAACCAUUGAAAUGCAAACAGCAGUUGCUAGGAAAUAAGGCCCUAAACCUAAAAUGGCUACCCAAAACAAGGAAGAAGAUGCAGGGCAGCAAAAUUUUGAACCGGCUUUUGACCGCCAAGGUAUCCCGCUUUGCCUUUCAUGGAGCAUUCAACAGGUUGAAAACUGGAUGGAGAGCCUAGGAUUCCCACAGUACAAGGAAUGUAUUAAAACAAAUUAUAUAAAUGGAAGAAAGUUGGUUAUGGUGGACACGUCUACGUUACCCAAGAUUGGGAUAACUGAUUUUGAGCAUAUGAAGUUUAUAGCAAAGAACAUACGUGAACUACUUGAUGUAGAAGAACCAUAUUGGAAUCGUAGUAUCAGCCUGCCACCAAGAGAACCAAAGACACUAUUUCUUGAAAGGAAAUCAGCUACUGGCAAGGAAAUAAAUGCAUUGACACUAGAGGAACAUCUUAGAGAACUAAAGCAAUUCAAUCUACAUGGUGUUCCAGAGAAACAUUUGUUGUGAUAUCAAGAAUAUAAGUUUCCACAUAAGAUAGAUUCAGUAGCUGGUAAUUAAUACUUUGCAAACUAUAGCCCUGUUAAGACACACAGAGUACCUGAAUAUUGAUUAAAUUACAUUGUUAAUGUACUAAGUUCUUGAAUCAUUUUGUAAUACUUAAUAUAUAUAUAUAUUUAUACUGUCACUAGUAAAUACCAUAUCAGGCAUUUUGUUAUAUUUUCAUAUAAUGAUACACAAGUGUAACUUGUGGUUUAUGGAUGACUCCCUUUUUGUAGAUAACCAUCAUCGUAAUGCCAAUAACUAUUUAAGUUUUUUUCAAUAUUUUGACACUCUGAUGUAAGCCACUUAUCCAGGACUACCAACAAGAUUCUCCCGCAAUAGAGUCCAUUGCCAACCCAUUAAGUGGUUCUUAUU